CUCCCGUAGCGCAGUCGCCGGUUGCCCAAUCUUCUAUCCAGUCUCUAGUCCAGUCACUCAUUCAUCAUCCUGGUCAGUUCCCUGACCUACAGCCACAGCAUUCAGAGCCAACUGUGAGCUGUCCCGCUCCUCAGCCAGGGGUUUCCGCACCCACGCCGUCUCCUGCAGCUGCUCCUCCGUCACCGCCGGCUCCCACGCCGUCUCCUGCAGCUGCUCCUCCGUCACCUUCUCCUCGUCCACGUUGGAUUCGGCGUCAGCGUGCUGAGGAAGGUUACUUCACAGGGAUGUUGCUGAAAAAGUCACGAGUCACAUUGGUGGAGAGUGAGAUAGUAGCUUAUCGCACCACUAAGAUGAUGAGGAACCUGCUUGUCGCUCAGGUGAUCGUUGACGGCCAGAAGCUGUGCCUGAUGACAUCCCACCUUGAGAGCGGUAAGGCAAAUUCGAAAGAGCGUAUGAAUCAGCUGCAUGUGGUGAAGUGGAGGUUUAAACGUGCACCUGAUGACGUCACCGUUGUGUUUGGGGGAGACACAAACCUGAGGGAUGAGGAGGUACCCAAGGUGGGCCUGCCUGCAACUGUCUGUGAUGUGUGGGAGCAACUGGGCAAGCAGGAGCACUGCCGCUACACAUGGGACACCACUACUAACACCAACAAGAAAGCUUCCUUUCCUGUUCGCUUCCGCUUUGACAGAAUCUACCUCCGCCCAGCUGUCAGACGUGGAGUCCCUCGUCUGGCCCCUGAUCACAUGGCCUUGGUGGGGCUGGAGAAGCUGGACUGUGGCCGCUACACUAGUGAUCACUGGGGAAUCUACUGCACCUUCUCAGCUGAAUAGAACUACACAAAACAACCAGAAACAUGACAGUUAAGCAUUUUAUUUUAGAUCAGCCGCUCUUUAAAUCACAGUAACGCUAUGCAGGAAGAUGUUCCUCACCUUAAUUUAAUCAGUUUUAUCCUCUAAUGUGUGUCUGCUUAAGUGUUUUAUGUGGUGUAAAUGACAAAUUAAAAUAUGAAAAGCACCAAUAAAUUAUAUUGAUAUGCCCUUACAUUGAUGGAUGAAAAGUCCAUUAGCAGAAGUCUGACAGCUCCUCAGCUUUUAACCUUGUUACAUGAUCUUCCUCAGUGGAUGGAGUUGGGACUGAAAAACACCACACACAGCAUGAGAAACCCCACUGGGAUGUUACUCUGUAUGUAAUACAAGCAUCAGGCCACUAGAGAGCAGUACACAGGUGAAUAGCAACUGUUUAAACAGUGACUUACAGGACUGAAAGUAGUGUUAUGGGAAGUCGUAAUGGUGAGUCCAACUUUUAACAGCUACACACGUAGCCUGAAGUUGUUGAUCCACUGAUUUAACAGCUACAUGCUGCAUCCAUCCACUCUCUUCUGUUUAUCCAAUUCAGGGGCUGGAGCCUAUCCCAGCUAUUAUAGGGCAAGAGGCAGGGUACACCUUAGACGUGGUAAAAAGUGAUUUUGCCACAUGUGUUUGUGUUUUGUGUGACAUUAAAGGAAAUAAAAUUUGGCAUGUUUUAUUAAGGAUGGAAAGCCCCCACCCCUGGUUAAUAUUUCUAUUUGUUGUAAUAAAGUUUGUAAUUAAUAAAUGUAGUUAUUUCAAACUCAAA
Oreochromis niloticus (Nile tilapia) is the source of this 1614-nucleotide messenger RNA. Its product is annotated as tyrosyl-DNA phosphodiesterase 2. Gene Ontology annotation, cellular component: PML body; cytoplasm. The transcript has 4 exons. Bases 285 to 830 code for a protein of 181 amino acids. The record is from RefSeq and is a predicted model, not a curated record. Gene Ontology annotation, biological process: double-strand break repair. Gene Ontology annotation, molecular function: 5'-tyrosyl-DNA phosphodiesterase activity; single-stranded DNA binding. NCBI's taxonomy places the organism in Eukaryota, Metazoa, Chordata, Actinopteri, Cichliformes, Cichlidae.